Paramecium primaurelia is the source of this 737-nucleotide messenger RNA. The record is from the annotation of a GenBank genome assembly. NCBI's taxonomy places the organism in Eukaryota, Ciliophora, Oligohymenophorea, Peniculida, Parameciidae.
AGAAAUGAACAAAAAAUAAGAAUUAGCUGCUUUGUACAAGCAACCAGAUUAAUAUUACUAGGAUGCUUUAGAUAAUUAUAAUAAUGGAAAACAAUAUUCAAAUUAUAAUAAUCCUAACACAUAUGAAUAACCAUAAUUGUUACAAUAAUCAAAUAAAUAUGAUCAUUAUCAAUAACCAAAUGAUGAUGAAGAAUUAUAUUCAAAAGUAUCUUUUUAUAAUAUUUAAAUCAAGUACAAAUAAGGAAAUAGUGGUAGUAAAUAAUAGUACAAUGGUAAACCACCAAUUGCCUAAUAUAAUCCUAUCACAGGUAUUGCUUAUGAGAAUGCUUAUACUAAUUAAAGAGUUCAAGAACCAUAAUAAUAAUAAUAAUAAUAAUAGGAUGAUGCACUUAGUUAAUUUAGUUAAUGUAUUAUAUAUUAUUAUAAUCAUAUAGUGUAAUAACAUAAAGUUACUUCGAUGAAGAAUAAAACUUCAAAUAUUUUUAAUACAGAUAUGUAAGAGACUGAAAACAUUAAUAAUAAUAGAUAAAAUAGUAGAAUUUAAAAUAAAAGAAAAGAAUUAGAUGAUGCUCAAUAUAAAGGAUAUGGUAUGAUUUAUUAAAUGAUUUAUCUUUUAGGUUAAUUUUAUAAGAAUCCAAUUGAACCAAUCCCAAAUCAAUAUAGAGAACAGAAAUUCGUUAAUAGAAAUAUGAUUGACAAUCGCAUAUUUCCACAAUGAUUAUAUAAUUAUAUAUUAA